This is a messenger RNA of Dendronephthya gigantea, 1531 nucleotides long. RefSeq names its product cyclic AMP-dependent transcription factor ATF-2-like. Gene Ontology annotation, biological process: regulation of transcription by RNA polymerase II. Gene Ontology annotation, molecular function: DNA-binding transcription factor activity, RNA polymerase II-specific; cAMP response element binding. The record is from RefSeq and is a predicted model, not a curated record. Bases 91 to 1428 code for a protein of 445 amino acids. NCBI's taxonomy places the organism in Eukaryota, Metazoa, Cnidaria, Anthozoa, Malacalcyonacea, Nephtheidae. The transcript is spliced from 10 exons.
AGCGAUUCGUGUAUUAUUAAUCGUUAUUGUCUAGGUUGUGUCGGAGCACUGAGGGCCUUUUUCGAACGAGGACAAGAAGAGAAAAGAAACAUGGGUGACAAUGACAAACCAUUUGCCUGUAAAGUUCCGGGAUGCGGCCAGACAUUCACGAACAAUGAUCGUCUAAUGAUACAUCGUCAAACUCAUUCAUUGAGAGUAAAAAUAAGCGGCAAGAAAGGCGAAGACAGUAUUCCCGAUCAAACUCCAACACCAACAAGAUUUUUAAAGAACUGUGAGGAAGAAGGAUUGUUUGAUGAACUGGGUGAAAACAAUGAGAAUCCAUUUGAUAGAGAAUUUAGUACAGCAACGACAAAACAACCACAUGAAAAGAAGAGUGUGGAAAAUUCAGUUGUUAACACGCCUGUCCCAGUUAACACGCCUGUCCCAGAAUUGCCUGUGCCAAAGAAAGUGAUUGAUAUUGUUACUGAUCAGACUGAUGCAGGUGACUCUGGGAUCAAUGCCCCUCCUGCAGCCCAUACUGUAGUAAUUGAUGGACGUAAUGGUGCAAUACCGAAUGCCACUGACUUUUUAAGUCAAACUGCACAGGCUUCUGAGCAUUCUGGACAAGAAACAAAGGUUCAAGUUAAAUCCCCGACUGUCUCGGUUUUGGUUACCCGAAACAGGAAUACCAGUACUCGCAAAGUCAUCCCGCCAUUUAUUGCCCACCCUGGUAAUGCCGUACCAAAGGCCACCCCCGCUCCACUUACUAUAGUUAGCAAUGCCAAUGUCCAUUCCAUUCCAACCCGAGCUAUUGUUGUAACGCCAACUGGAACUGGGAAGUCUGGCUCCUUUGUAAAAAGUGCAAAACAGAUAUUAAAGGAAACCAUUCGUAUUCAACAGUCGCAAGGCAAGGAUGUUAAAACAAACCUUGGAAAUAUUAUAAAUCAGGCUAUGGACGAAGCGGUUUCUGUUGUGAAAAGGCCUUCGCCGAGCCAGAAUUCCGAGAACGAUGACGUGUCGAAAGAGAGAGAUGCAAAACCAAUAAAACGAAAUCGUCGAUCACAAGAGGAUUUAACACCCGAUGAAAAACGCGAAAAAUUCCUAGAAAGAAACAGAGCGGCAGCAACUCGCUGUAGAGAAAAACGUAAAAUGUGGAUAAAUGCAUUGGAGAAGAAAGCUGAAGAAAUGUCAGAAUUAAACAGCCAAUUACAGAACGAGAUUUCCUUCCUGAAGCACGAGGUUGCGGAACUGAAAGCACUGCUCUUGGCUCAUCGAGAUUGUCCGCUAUCGAUAAACCAGCAAAAAACCAAUCCUGGAUUAUUUGAGCAACUGAGCAAUCAAGUCGUCAUUGAUAUCUCCGGUAGUGAACAACAAAGUGCUGAAGCUCUCACUCAAAUGGCAGAACGAGCUUUUGUGACAGCGGACAGAGAAACGUCGUGUAAUAUAUGACGAGCAUUCAUAGGACGUGAAUUAUACUGUAUAAAUAACACAUUAUUUAAUCAAAGAAAACUCAAUAUAUAUAUAAUGUAAUCGUAUCGUUUUCAAGUAUCGA